AUGUUUUUCGAUACGGAGCACAACUCAGUCGACACUGUGCUAAACUCUUUACGCGGCACAUUCUCCGAGACUGCGCUCAAGAUGUGGGCUUACCUACGAUGUUUGUCUGCGUCUACGCGACUCUCAGUGAAUCUCAUCAUCGGGACUAUUAAAAAAGUCGUGGACAUCGCAUUCCUAAUCUUAACGAGUAAGUGGAGGAAGAAGCGGUUCGAGAAAUAUGCGUGCGAGAUUCGCAAGGGGCAGGUUAUUGCCACCGGAUAUUCUGCCUUUUUGGAAGUGUUGGGUCGACGACAGGCUGGGUAUGGCGAGGUGAUUGCUUGGUUAAAAGAGGAGACUGCUCGUCUUGCUACGACCAAAUGA
Molecule: messenger RNA, 360 nt
Organism: Trichoderma harzianum CBS 226.95
Lineage: Eukaryota; Fungi; Ascomycota; Sordariomycetes; Hypocreales; Hypocreaceae
Exons: 3
Coding region: 1-360 (119 amino acids)
Biological process (GO): telomere maintenance via telomerase
Cellular component (GO): telomerase catalytic core complex
Molecular function (GO): telomeric repeat DNA binding; telomerase RNA binding
Source: RefSeq, a predicted model, not a curated record